UUAUAAUAUUUCAAUAUUUUAGUUACUAAGUUUGAAUUUAUUUUCAUUUCAUUGAAAAUAAACAUGAUUAGCUCUAAAAAAUCUGUAAAUAGAGCUAAUUAAUUUACAGUGUGAUACAAAUCUAACUCAAAGAUUAGGAGGAAGGAUGGGCGUUAUGUGAAGACCCUCUGGAAACAUGUGAAGGUGGGUGAUGUCGUUCAUUUGUCAUGUAAUGAAGUCAUUCCAGCUGACAUGUUACUCCUGAGGUGCUCCGAUGAUCAAGGUUUAUGCUACAUUGAAACUGCCAAUAUAGAUGGCGAGAGCAAUCUCAAACAGCGAAUGGUUGCUCGCGGUUUGAUGACAACAGAUUAUGUCUUCCAUCCUUCGUCCUUCCAAGGUAGAAUUGAGUGUGAUCCUCCUAAUCAUAAAAUAUAUCAUUUCAAUGGCUGCAUAACUCUACCUACUGGUGUCAAAGUGCCUAUUAGCAAAGAAAACCUCCUCUUGAAGGACUGCUUGCUGAAGAAUACAGAUUUUGUUGAAGGCAUUGUAGUAUAUGCUGGUCAUGAAACUAAAGCAAUGCUAAACAAUGAUGGUCCUCGCUAUAAACGCAGCAAAUUAGAAAAACUUAUGAAUCGUGAUGUUAUGUUUUGCAUAGUGAUGCUAAUUUUACUGUGCCUUUUAGGAGCUGUAGGCUAUGGAUUGUGGUUAGGCUCCUUUGAUAAUAUGGAUGCAGUGCCUUUUCUUGCACAGUUUUAUUUAAAUGAACGAAGUGAAGUAUACACUGAAGCAUUUUUAAUAUUUUGGACUUUUGUAAUUGUAUUACAAGUCAUGAUUCCAUUAUCUCUGUAUGUCACAGUAGAAAUUAUAAAAUUAGGUCAGGUUUAUUUUAUUCAUGAAGAUUUCAACUUAUAUGAUAAUUCUUCAGAUACAAAACUUGAGUGCCGUGCAUUAAAUAUUACAGAAGAGCUUGGGCAAGUGGAAUAUGUUUUUUCAGACAAAACAGGUACGCUGACAGAAAACAAUAUGAUAUUUCGAAGAUGUACUAUUGGUGGAGUAGAUUACAACCAUGAACGUUCAUUUUCUGAAAAUUCCAGAAGUAAAAAUGCUUUUUAUGAUCCUGCAAAAUCAUCAAGUGAUUUAGAAAGCAAGGGAGAACUCGUUUUAAACCCUAGUCUCCAAGAAGAGCUCUCUAAAAUGGAAAUUCAACUGAAAGUUGAUUCUGCUGCUGCUGAAGUAACUCAUCUUUCAACUCAUUCCCAGAAAGUUCAAGAUUUUUUCUUACUUUUAGCAGUUUGUAAUACUGUUGUUGUCGCUAAGCAUCCACAUAAAGAUCAAAUGAACUCAAGUGGAUUAUUUUUAAAUUCAUUGACAUCAACUCCACUGAGAACUCCAAGAGCAUCUGGUGAAGGAUGGGAAAGUCCACAUGAGAAAUAUUCUCAUCUUCUUAGUGAAGUUAGUACACCAGCAAGUUCUGCUGCAUCAACUCCUAUCAGAAGGCCUCGUAAUUUAACCCUUCCUGCAUAUUUAAAGUCUUUUUGCUCACCUACACCAUCUCCUCUUGAAUUUCGACCCAUAUAUGAAGCAGAAAGUCCUGAUGAAAUUGCAUUAGUUGAAACAGCAUAUCAUUAUAAUUGUAAACUAUUACGCCGCACUCCUGAUUCACUAACACUUUCACUACCAGGUGAAGGGAUGAUUGAAUUCCGAAUAUUGCAUGUGCUUCCAUUUGAUGCUACGCGUAAGAGAAUGUCUAUUAUUUUACAACAUCCUCUUACUGGAGACAAAAUUCUAUUUUGUAAAGGAGCUGACUCAACUAUAUUUUCUCAGUUAUCUCCUAACUGGAGUAGAGCCAAUAGAGAUAUGAUAUUAAAGACUCAGCAGCAUUUAAACAGCUAUUCACGGAAAGGGCUCCGUAUAUUAUGUAUGGCUACCAAGAUUAUUCCCGAGGAAGAAUAUGAUGAAUGGUUGGCCUUUCAUAAUGAGGCUGAGCUUUGUUUUGAAGAAAAAGAUAAGAAACUUUACCAGUCUGCCUGUCUGAUUGAGAGAAAUUUGGAAUUACUUGGAGCCACUGGCAUUGAGGAUAGGUUACAAGAAGGAGUGCCAGAAACCAUUAGUGCUUUAAGAGCUGCUGGUAUAGUUGUUUGGGUUUUAACAGGAGAUAAACAGGAAACUGCUGUGAAUAUUGCCUACUCUUGUAAGCUUUUCUCAACUGACAUGGAAAUAAUUACUUUAAAUGCACGAUCUAAAGAAGCAGCUGAAGAUACUAUGAGAUUCUAUUUGGAUCAAAUUGAAAAAGAUAUUGUGACUACUGAAACAUGCUCUUGUGCACAAUCUACAAAUUCAUUCUCAUCUACUAACCCUCUCAAAAGCUUUUUCCAUGGCUUGAAUCAAAGAAUAACAGGAUGCAUUGAUCAAAGGAAACAAAGAGCUUUGGUUAUUGAUGGAAGAACUCUAGCAUAUGUUUUAGAUAAACCAUAUGAUGAACUCUUUUUAAAUUUAGCUCAACAUUGCACAUCAGUAUUGUGUUGCCGAGCUACACCUCUCCAGAAGGCAUAUAUCGUGAGCUUAGUGAAGGAAUCACUACAUGUACUUACACUUGCAAUAGGUGAUGGAGCAAAUGAUGUAAGCAUGAUUCAGACAGCUGAUGUUGGUGUGGGCAUCAGUGGAAAAGAAGGCAUGCAAGCUGUAAUGGCUAGUGAUUUCACCUUAGCUCGUUUCAGAUAUUUAGAACGGCUUUUACUUGUUCAUGGCCACUGGUGCUAUGAUCGCCUUGCGAGGACCAUUUUAUAUUUCUUUUAUAAAAAUGCUACUUUUAUAUUCAUUAUUUGCUGGUACCAAUGGUACUGUGGAUUUAGCGCCACUGUCAUGAUAGACCAAAUAUAUCUCAUGUUAUAUAAUGUUCUCUUCACAUCACUGCCACCUAUUGCCUUGGGAAUUCUUGAUCAAGAUUGUCCUGCUCAGUUGCUUUUGAAGUAUCCUUUCCUGUAUGGUCAAGGCCGAAGAGCUGAAGUACAUACAAAAUACUCUUUUUGGGUUAAUAUGUUAGAUGCUAUAUACCAAAGUAUCAUCACUUUUUUCAUUCCAUUUAUGGCAUACUAUGACUCUGAUGUAGGAAUUUGGGAAUUUGGAACUACAAUAUGUACUGCUUGUGUUCUUGGACAGCUUUUACAUCUUGCUAUAGAAACUCGUUCUUGGACCUAUUUACAUGUCAUAUCACUGCUGGUCAGUUUCUUCAUAUAUUUUGGUUUUGCUGUGAUGUAUAAUGCAUGGCCAUACAUGAGUGUUGGCAAAGAAAGUCUCCAAAACCCUUAUUGGGUAAUAAUUCAAGUGAUGAGGUCUUCAGUGUUCUGGUUUUGUACUCUCAUGGUUCCUAUAUUAGCCUGUCUUCCUAGGUUAGUCUUGCGAUCUCUACAGGGUAGUUUGUUUCCCUCUGAAGUGUCCAAGACCUUAUAUUUCUUUAAAAAAUCUCAGACAUCUUCUGUAGCUUCUACAGUUUCAGUUGCAUGGUCACGAGAUUCCAGCAAUGAAUCAUCUGUUGAUUUAGGAAUAAACUCUGAUAUCAGAACUGGUUUCCACGGAACACAGAUGUUCUGGUGACAACAUCCAUGUGCCACAUGAACUCUCUAAAAAUGGUGCCAUAAGUGCGUAAGAAUAUGCAUUAAAAAUGUGUUAUAGUUGGAAAAUUUUUGUUUUUGUUUACUAAAUAAAUGUUAUCAAAAUAUUAAAUAUGUCUUGUGAAAGUGCUGUAUUAAUUUGCCAACCAAAGUGGAAAUAUUUAUUCCUCUGAAAGUGAUACAGAUUUUAUGCAUUAAUUUUAUGCAUUAAUUUUAAAUUGACGUCAAUUUUUAUUUAACUUUAUCAUACAAAGGCUUUCAGUGGGUCACACUAAUUAUAUUCUGAUAAAUAGUUUCUAAAUGGCAUUUCUUUAUUCAUGCUCGUUUCAUACUGAAUUUAGUGUGCUCAUUUAAGAAAACAUUUAUCAUUAAUUUAAUAACAUAACAGCAUUUUAAAUUCACAUUCCUUUAUCCACAUUUAUUUAAUGUGAAAUGGACAAAUAAUUGAAUUUAAUUAAACAGUAUAUUUAAUUUAUGUAACUAGAUCUAUUUUAUAUUCUUAAUUUCCCUUCAAAGAUAUAUUAUUUGAAAUGCCUGUUAUUAUUUUGGAAAUAUUUUAAGAAUUGUUUGGUUAAAUAUUUUUCAUUUUAAAGUUUUGUUUCAAUUAAACUGAAUUAUUUAUACCUUUGUUAUUUGAAAAUGCUGAUUCUGUGUCAAAGUUACUGAAGACAGUUAUAUUCUUAUUUUAUAUCAAGUAAAAAUUUUUAAAUUAAUAAUUUUAUGUAUAAUGGUAGUAUUAAAUCAUAUGUACAAAAUAAUAUAAUCUAAAAGUUGAAACAAAAAAGGUCAUGACAUGUUUUCUCAUUUUAAUAUUAAAAUGAAUGUCAUCAGUUGAGGGAUGAGAUGCAAUAAUCAGGUGAUUUUAUUUUUCUUAUACAAAAGAAUAUAUCAGGAAUAAAUAUUCUUCUUCUUUUCUCAUAACAAGAAUGUUAGAGACAUAUAAGUAUCAAUAUUUGAUGGGAGCCCAUAAAGAUAACAUGCAAGUUUCAUCUCCAGGUAGAGACCCUGUAUGUCAGAUUUGCAUGUAACUUGUUUGACCAGGAAUAUGCUACCAUUUUCAGUUGCAAAAGUUGCAUUUCAAUCUGCAAAUAUGUUUUAAUACAAAACAUUAGAUUUUCUUGAAGAGCAGUUGAUGGUUUUUUAAAUGAUUUCAGUGUUGAUGAACAGUUACUUACAACAGUGAGUCAAGCUAUCUGAAGAACCAUGCAAAUUCUUAAUCAAAGCAAAAAUCAAAACUCCAUAAAAAAAAUGGAUUCAUUGCACUCUUAAGCUAAUGUCUUUAGUCACUCAAUAGUUGAUUUAAUUAUGAGAUUGUAAUUAAAGUUAAAAAUUAUGUUGUGACUUGUCUCACCUGUCUGCCUCUAACAUCAGAAGUCCACAAAUUUUAUCAUACUUAGAAAUGCAGGAUGCCAUCUGUCAUUGGCAUGACCAUGGCACCCUAUAAGUGAUAGUAUGAUUCUGCCUAUUUCCAUCCGAACUUUGAAGAAGAAUCGCUAGGGACAAAUCCAAGAGUUUUCUACCUCACCAAGUAUUUCGGCCUUCCCCUACUGCUAAACAAUAUGAGAAGAUUUCUGAAUUUCACCAUGUGUUUUAAGUGCCCUCAUCCUGCAAAGUACUCAAGCCUUUUCUAGAAAUCAAAUUUAGGCAGCUAGAAAUGUUAACCACUUUAUUGAUUGAGGGCUGUUAAAAAAUAAAAGCAAAUGGUUAACAUUAACAUUUUUAAAACUUUUAAAGAAAAUGGGUUUUUUCCCCCUGCUGCUAUUUGUAUCAAACUAAAUCUUUUUUUGUUCUAACAAAAAAGAGAAAAAGUACUCUUGAUUUUUUAAAAUAUGUUUAUGAUAAAAUUUAAAAAAUAAAUUACAGCUCAUUUUUAAGAAAUUCUGUAGUAUCACAAAAAGCAAUUUUAAUGAUUCCAGCUUUGCAGAUCAUUCCAAUGAGUGUUGACAAGCUGAUAUUCUGCAUGUAGAAAAGGAGUGAUUUUUUCGACUUAUAAAUCGUAAUGUAUUGAACAGGACCAGGACCAUGAAAAAAAGUUGUUUUUUGCUGCUGUUGUUAUUUUUUUAUUAUAUCAUAAGUCUCCCUUAAUGUUAUAUAAUAUUUACAAAUAAUAUAUUUGUAAAACAUAUUAUAUUUGUAUUUAUUUUUAGACCUGUAUUCAUUUGGAUGUAUAAGGUCCAUAUGGACAAAAACUUUUAUUUUUUCCUUUGUUCACCAAAAUUUUAUGUGCCACUGGUCUACCUAAAACCGUUAUUGCAUUCAAUUAUACAUAGAAUAUGUUUCUUUUAGAAUAUGUGCAUCAGAAUCUGAAUGCAUGUCAUAUUAUCCAAAAUAUAUGCUGUCUGAAUCUGGAUACAAAUGAUGCUUAUGUAUUAAAGAUAUAAUCCAAUAAUAUUCUCUAAGCUUAUAUUUUUUAUGAAAAAUAUCACAUAAAGGAUGUUUAUGUGAUAAUCACAUAAAUCACAUAAAGGAUGUUUCACUUUAGUUUGUUAAUAAAAUAAAUUCAUAGCUUAUUUAAAAAGAAUUAAAACUAUGUUUCUAUUAAAUAUUGAAUGAUUUACUAAUUUUAAUUCUUAAAAGUGCUGUUCUUACAGAAAUAUCUUAUUUAUUUAAAGACUUUGUGCACUUGCUUUCUCAUCUAAAUCUUCAGUUUUUUUUUUUUUUUUUUUUUUUUAAUACAUUUUCAACUUACUUGAUUAUUGCAUCAGAUCUCUCAGUUGGUAGUGCUAACUGCCAUUUGAAGAUGUAACUUUUUCCAAAAAUAAGUGGAAAAGGUAACAAAGUUUUUAAAUGUGCCAUUUUUUCCCUUCAUGUUCCUAGAUUAUAAUCAUUUCGUAUAAAAAAAAUAUUUGUUAUUUUGGUUAAAUAUAUAAAACUUAUAAGCAUUUUCCAGCUUCUCGAACAAUCUGUGAAGAAUUGUUUAUCAUUAUUGCUUCCUGAAGUAUUGUCUAAUUAUAUCAAAGCACAUUCCUAGUCAUGUCAUAAUUAUUAAAGAAGUUACAAAUAUUAAGCUUCUAAUUGAUUUUAUGACGUUUAUUGUGUAAUAUUAUUUCUGUGCUUGCCACUCUUGCCUCUGUUAUUUUGUACUUAAUUCAUAAUUUGUUGAAAGCUUUAAUAAAUUUUAAUAAAAAUUA
Messenger RNA from Stegodyphus dumicola, 6721 nucleotides. Its product is annotated as phospholipid-transporting ATPase VA-like. Gene Ontology annotation, cellular component: plasma membrane. Lineage: Eukaryota; Metazoa; Arthropoda; Arachnida; Araneae; Eresidae. Gene Ontology annotation, biological process: phospholipid translocation. The record is from RefSeq and is a predicted model, not a curated record. Gene Ontology annotation, molecular function: ATP binding; magnesium ion binding; ATP hydrolysis activity.